Messenger RNA from Lingula anatina, 2580 nucleotides. Its product is annotated as fatty acyl-CoA hydrolase precursor, medium chain-like. The record is from RefSeq and is a predicted model, not a curated record. Lineage: Eukaryota; Metazoa; Brachiopoda; Lingulata; Lingulida; Lingulidae.
AUGAAGUAUUGGGUUUGGGCUGUAAUUUCUGCCUCUCUGACAGUGUUAAUUCUGGAGGGAGUAAAAUGCCAGACCAUUAAUGUGCACAUUGACAACGGAGCGUUACAGGGAGCGACAGAAACUGUACAAGGGCGCAGAGUGGAUGUAUUCUUAGGUAUACCAUUCGCCAAGCCUCCAGUGGGAAAUCUCAGGUUUAGAUUACCAGAGCCUGCAGAAAACUGGGAAGGUGUUAAAAAUGCCACGGCGUUUGGGCCUGCCUGCAUGCAAGUUGCAUCGAAUCCCAACGGCUUUCCCGGUCCGGAGACGGUUUCAGAGGAUUGCCUGACACUCAACGUUUUUGUUCCUGGAUCCACAAACACUUCCAACAAUAGGGCAGUAAUGGUCUGGAUAUAUGGCGGGGGUUACAACAUAGGUGGAACAUCCGUAUACAGUUUCAAAGAAUUUGGUGACCUAACCACCAAUAAGGAAGAUCACAUGUUAAUCUCUUCCUUUUAUCCCUGUUUAGCUGUAACAGGUGACGUCAUUGUGGUGUCUAUGAACUACCGCCUGAAUGCGUUUGGGUUUCUCAGCACUGGUGACGACAGCAUACCAAAUAAUAUAGGACUGUGGGACCAAAUUGAGGCGCUGAAAUGGAUCAAGAACAAUAUCCAGUACUUUGGAGGAGACCCUGGAAGGGUGACGAUCUUUGGCGAAUCUGCGGGUGGCAGUUGUGUGACACAGUUGGCCCUGACACAUGCUUCCUCAGGACUCUUCCACCGCUUGAUAAGCCAGAGUGGUGCUGCAAACGCUUAUUGGGCAACGUCAGAAAAUGGUCCAGAACUUGCUGUGAGGACUGGGAACAUUGUUGGCUGUCCAACGGCAAACACCACGGCACUUGUAGAUUGUCUUCGCACCAUAGAAGCUGGGGAACUCGUAAAUGCCAGUGAGCAGGCCACUGUAGGGCUCAUUGGAUUCUUUUACAGACCUUCAAUCGAUGGUGUCUUGCUUACUAAACCAAUAUCAGAGAUGUUGAGUGAUCCUGUUGUUUUGCAGCGCCUCCGUUCUUUCGACUUUGUUACUGGAUUUCUUGAUGGAGACGGAGGAGUCUAUGUUCUGAAUAACUACCCAUAUGGAAUAAAUCCGCUUUACUUCCGCGACAUAUUGAUCCCCUUUUGGACAGAUUUAGUGUUUGAAAACAGCACGAACAUUGUCGACGCAAUUAAGAAAUUCUACUAUGACAAAAACGCCAGCAGUAUCGAAGCCGCUCGCGAUUAUGUCGAUUUCCUUUCUGACAUUACUUUCACUCAACCGAUGUUUAAAUUCAUGACGUCGUAUCUCUCUGAAGAAGGAGGACGCACUUAUCUUUACUACUUCAUGAGAAAGCCGCUGUAUGGAAAUGUUAUGUCGGGUUCACCAUCUUGGUUUCAGAGAGCAAAUCACGGAGACGACCUUCAUUUUAUGAUUGGUUCACACGAACCUUUCGUCUCCGGUGCCACUUUCACGGAUGAUGAGAAGUAUUUGUCUAAAAUAUUGAUACAAUAUUGGUCAAACUUUGCCAAGACUGGAAAUCCAAACAUGCCAGAGCCUGUCCCAGCAAUAUGGGAGGAAUACAAUGUGAAUAAAGAGCACUACCUCGAGUUUGGAGACGUCAUAGAGGGAAAGAGGAGUGUCGUUCCAAAACGGGUCAAAAUGGAGUCUUGGGUCAAGGUUGUCCUCUAUGUCUAUCUUGUACUUGUAAAUCUGGAGGGAGUGAAAUCCCAGAUCAUUGUGUACAUUGACAACGGAGCGUUGCAGGGAGCGACAGAAACUGUACAAGGGCGCAGAGUGGAUGUAUUCUUAGGUAUACCAUUCGCCAAGCCUCCAGUGGGAGAUCUCAGGUUUAGGUUACCAGAGCCUGCAGAGAACUGGGAAGGUGUUAAAGAUGCCACGGCGUUUGGGCCUGCCUGCAUGCAAAACUUGCCGAACCCUUUUGGCUUUCCCGAUCCUGAGACGAUUUCGGAAGACUGCCUGACACUCAACGUUUUUGUUCCUGGAUCCACAAACAGCUCCAACAAUAAGGCGGUAAUGGUCUGGAUAUAUGCUGGGGGUUACAACAUAGGUGGAACAUCCGUAUACAGUUUCAAAGAAUUCGUUCUAACUGGUGACGUCAUCGUCGUAUCUAUGAACUACCGCCUGAAUGCGUUUGGGUUUCUCAGCACUGGCGACAACAGCGUACCUGGUAAUAUAGGACUGUGGGACCAAAUUGAGGCUCUGAAAUGGAUCAAGAGGAACAUCCAGUACUUUGGCGGGGACCCUGGAAGGGUGACGAUUUUUGGCGAAUCUGCAGGUGGCAGUAGUGCAACACAGCUGGCCCUGGCAAACGCUUCUUCGGGCCUCUUCCACCGCUUGAUAAGUCAAAGUGGUACUACCAGCGCUGCUUGGGCAGUGUCACAAAAUGGCCCAGAACUCGCUGUGAGAAUAGGAAACAUUCUUGGCUGUCCAUCGGCAAACACCAUGGCCCUGGUAGACUGUCUACGCACCAUAGACGCCGAGGCCCUUGUGAAUGCCAGUUGCCUCAUCUCUCUGAAGGAGGUGGGUCGACAUAUCUUUACUACUUCAUGA